AGAGUGCAGUAGCGCUUAUAUAUGAAUUAUUUGAUAUCUAUUUAUUAUUAGCGUCUAAUUAUUUCCAUAGUCCAUAACUGGACUAAAAUAAUAAAAUGUUUGCAGUAACUUUAAAAUUAAAAGAAAAUUUUUUCUAGUUAUAGAAAGUGAUUUAUGAAAAGACAAACAAAAUGGCAACUGAAAUAGAAACGAGCUUGCUGGUGAUUGUUCUGGAUGUAAAUCCAUUACAACGGAUAGUAAAGCAAGAAAUCAAGAUAUUAUCACAGUGUUUAGACUCCACAAUUGUCUUUGCAAACGCUCAUCUCAUGCAGUCAUCCAAUAAUGAAUUGGCAAUAAUGGCAUGCCAUGGCCACAGUGCUAAAUUCCUCUACCCUUGUGAAACCACAGCAGAAAUAAGGCAGAUGGAUGGCCAGUAUGAAAAAUUUACCAUGGUGGAACGUACGGUACGUCAGCAAUUGCAGCAGGUUAUCAACGAGGUUCCUAUGGAUGUUCCACUGAACAUAGAAAGUCUCAUCUCUGGUGCGCUCAGCAUGGCAUUGUGCUAUAUCGCUCGAUUAGAGAGAGAAAAGAUUGCUGGUCAGAAGUUGCAUCCUAGAAUAUUAGUCAUUACAGCCAGCAACGACUCAGCAACUCAGUACAUGAACUACAUGAAUAUAUUCUUCACUGCACAGAGAAUGAAUGUCAUUUUGGAUGUGUGCAGUCUGGAUCAGGAACUGACACUCUUACAACAAGGCUGUGACAUUACUGGUGGCAAUUAUCUGAAGGUGCCGCAGCUUGCUGGAUUACUGCAGUAUUUAUUGUGGGUUUUCCUGCCUGAUCCCAGUGUUAGGUCAAAAUUGGUUCUUCCUCCGCCAGUAAAAGUGGAUUAUAGGGCAGCAUGUUUUUGUCAUCAGGAGCUUAUCGAUAUUGGAUAUGUUUGUUCGAUAUGUUUAUCAAUCUUCUGUAAGUUCAGUCCAAUAUGCACCACUUGUCACACGGUGUUCAAAAUGCCAGGACCUAUGCCGAUGAAGAUGAAGAAAAAGAAGAAGAAUGUGGAUAUCGUACACUAACCUCAUAUACUUCACACACAGCGAUUAUACAUUUUGUAAAUAAAAGCAGCAAGUAUACUAAAAAAA
Messenger RNA from Monomorium pharaonis (pharaoh ant), 1115 nucleotides. RefSeq names its product general transcription factor IIH subunit 3 (gene Tfb4). Bases 171 to 1049 code for a protein of 292 amino acids. The record is from RefSeq and is a predicted model, not a curated record. Gene Ontology annotation, cellular component: transcription factor TFIIH holo complex; transcription factor TFIIH core complex. Gene Ontology annotation, biological process: regulation of DNA-templated transcription; nucleotide-excision repair. The transcript has 6 exons. NCBI's taxonomy places the organism in Eukaryota, Metazoa, Arthropoda, Insecta, Hymenoptera, Formicidae.